Messenger RNA from Drosophila rhopaloa, 722 nucleotides. RefSeq lists its product as uncharacterized. The transcript is spliced from 2 exons. The coding region runs from base 236 to 652 and encodes 138 amino acids. The record is from RefSeq and is a predicted model, not a curated record. NCBI's taxonomy places the organism in Eukaryota, Metazoa, Arthropoda, Insecta, Diptera, Drosophilidae.
UCGGAUAUUUUCCUAAAAAUCGAUGUACAGUUUCUGAAAUGGCUGCUCAGUCUGGACUCUUUCCCCAAUACCAACUUGCAUCCGGAAAUUCGGCGCCUUGGACUCCUUACAUCAGCGUGCGAACGCUCGGACUUGCAGCACCAUGCCUGGCCAGUAGAACUGUCGUCAUAGGAUAUCCAGAGCCUUUCCCAUUCCGCCAUGAGCUGCUGUUGGGUCCGUAUGCGCACGCUCGAUUAUGCUGUGGGUCAGACUCUGUGGGAUCCACAGUUUUCACUCGGAACCUUCCACCUCAUCGUCCAGAUUUGCUGAAGAGACUCUCUUGAAGAUGAGGCCAUCCUCUAUCUUCAAGUCCGCGAACUCGGUGGUUUCGAACUCAAACAAAUCCGUCGGAUUCACUACGAGCUCAUCCACACACCGUGAAAGGGUGUCUGCCACGACGUUAUCACUUCCUUUUCGGUGCUCGAUGUUGAAGUGGAAUCCUCGAAGCUGCAGUGACCACCUCGCCAAACGUCCCGACAGAUCCUUCAUGGACAUGAGCCACUUCAAGCUGGCAUGGUCUGUGAUGCAGGAGAAUGGCAUCCCUUUGACAUAUGGCCGGAACUUCCGAAUGGCCAUUAGCGCCGCGAGACACUCUUUCUCGGUCACGGUGUAAUUUACCUGAUGUUUAUUCAUCUUGGCCGAGAAAAAGGCAAUUGGCUGCUCUUGUCCGUCGUCGUCUCGCU